Astyanax mexicanus (Mexican tetra) is the source of this 2715-nucleotide messenger RNA. RefSeq names its product zinc finger protein 664. The record is from RefSeq and is a predicted model, not a curated record. Lineage: Eukaryota; Metazoa; Chordata; Actinopteri; Characiformes; Acestrorhamphidae. The coding region runs from base 235 to 1464 and encodes 409 amino acids. Gene Ontology annotation, biological process: regulation of DNA-templated transcription. The transcript is spliced from 2 exons. Gene Ontology annotation, molecular function: DNA-binding transcription factor activity, RNA polymerase II-specific; RNA polymerase II cis-regulatory region sequence-specific DNA binding.
GCAGGUUUCCCCCGGUCUCCAGUAAAGUGGAGCAGCAGAAGAUCCAGCUCUGAUCAGCAGCAGCUCCACACCUCUGUACUCAGACUGAUCUGCUGGAGGAACACCAUCAGCUCACCUGCUGCAGAAAUGAAUACCAUCCUGUUUCAUCUGUCCUACCUGGAUACAAUUUAGCUUUAAAAAUACAGAUUCAGAAGAUUUCACAAAGAUAUUAAGCUGCUGAACGAAGGGGAGAACAUGGAAUCCAGAGAAAUCUCCAAUACUCAGCCAACAUCCUCUCCUACACCUAGCAGACAAAUCCAGAACAGUACAGAUAAGAAGGGAAGUUACCACUGUUCAGAAUGUGGACAGAGUUUUACUCGACCAGAUAAUCUCCAGCGCCACCAAAGCAUUCACACUGGAGAAAAACCAUACCCCUGUUCAGAAUGUGGGAAUUGUUUCAGUCAGAUGCGCCACCUCCAGCGCCACCAGCGUGUUCACACUGGAGAGAAACCGUAUUACUGUGCAGUCUGUGGUAAGAGUUUUACUGCAGGGAGUACUCUCAAAGCGCACCAGCGCCUUCACAUUGGAGAAAAAGUGUAUUAUUGCUAUGAGUGUGGGACUAGUUUUACUGAACAGAUUCAUCUUAAAACAUACCUGAGUUUUGACACAGAAGAGGAACCAUAUCACUGUUCAGACUGUGGGGAAAGUUUUAUUCAGCCGAGUACUCUCGAUCGACAUCAGUGCAUUCACUCUGAUGAGACACUGUUUCAGUAUUCAGACUGUGGGAGCAGUUAUGAUCAACAGGUUACUCCUCAAAAACACGAGUACAUUUACACAGGAGAGAAACCGUAUCAGUGCUUAGAGUGUGGAACGAGAUUCAAUCAACUGAAUCAUCUCAGAGCUCACCAGCGCAUUCACACAGGAGAGAAACCGUAUCACUGCUCAGAAUGUGGGAUGAGUUUUACUCAAAAGGGUGGUCUCCAAAGACACCAGCGCAUUCACACUGGAGAGAAACCGUAUUUCUGUUCAGAGUGUGGAAAACAUUUCAGAAACCAGAGUAAUUUGGAAUCACACCAGCACAUUCACACUGGUGAAAAACCCUAUUAUUGCUUAGAGUGUGGGAAGAGUUUUUCUACACAGAGUAAUUUCAAGACACACCAGCGCAUUCACACAGGAGAGAAACCGUAUCACUGCUCAGUCUGUGGGAAGAGUUUUAAUACACAAAGUAAUCUCAAAACACAUCUCCGCAUUCACUCAGGAGAGAAACAGUUUCACUGUUUAGAGUGUGGGAAGAGUUUUACUCAACACAUUAAUCUCAAAACUCACCAACGCAUUCACGCACCUAAAAUCAUUUCACAUCCCCACCCAGAUUUAACAAAUUUCUUCCCUGUUAUAGUGUUUAGAUCGGACCCAAAAGAUCCAGCCCAACCCGAAACCUGUACACAGUCUGUUCCACCCAAGCCUGAUCCUGCAGCAACCAAAUGAUUACAGUGUGAUUUGUUACUUUGCUAUAUUAUGAACAUUACACCAUAGCUUUAUAUAAAAUAAAAUAAAAAUAGCAUAAAAAAAAGACUAGGCCUUCAUCACAGACCAUUUUCUUGGACCCAACCUGACAGGGCCUGAGAGAAGUUGUGGGAAAUCUCAGUCCGACCUGGCCUGAGUUCGGGUUGGGCAUCGGGUCAGGCUUGGGCAGAGAAUAUAAACUCUAACUUGUUUAUAAUAUCGGGCUGCAACUAAUGAAUAUUUUAGUAAUCGUCUUAUCUGGUGAUUAUUUUUUCGAUUAGUCCAUUAGUCAACAAUUAUUUCUGCCAUGUCCUCCAUCUCCAAAAACAAUUAAAAAAAGCUGAGCAUGAGAUUUAAAAGGCACUUAAAUGUCUAGAUGUUGUUUAAUUGUGAAAAGUAUUGUUAUUUAGUGACUAAAUAUGUAAUCUGUUGUAUUUAAGCACUUUUGGAAACACAGACUACGGUUGAGUUGAGUGUAAACUGUGUGAAUGGGCCAUUUACCCAUCUUCCAUUGCACUUCUGUUCCCAGCACUUUGUGUAAUGCAGGACUGUUAAAAAUUAACGAUUAGUCGACAACUAAAUUUAUAAUUGACAAAUUUCUUUUAUCGACAUUGUCGAUUAUAUCGACUAAUCAUUGCAGCCCUAGUUUAUACCAUAAGCAGUUUUUGUACCAAUAUGUGUUAUGUGAUUUGUCUUGUACAUUUUAAUUUAAGACUUGUGUAGAGUUAGACUUGUGUACUUAUGAAUUGUUUCCAGUUAAUGUCAAAUGUAUUUAUAUUGUACUUUGCACAGCUGACUUUACAAAGUGGUAUGAAGAAAAAUCUGAUCAAGAGAAUGAAAGUGCAUUUUCUGGUAUUAGAUUAGCGCUGGCUUUUUAAUUAAACCAAAAAAAAAUGUGUUUAAAUAACACUGACAAAUGUACAUGAUAACCAUGCUUGUGUUGGAAGCACAGGUGGAAUUUGCGCUCCGCUUUUACCUAUCCGUGCUACCAUCACUGUGGUGGUUUGCCCGAGCACUUGUAUUGAACCCACAAUUUGUUAUCGAUAGUCGAUUGAUGAGCCACCACUGCGUGCAAUCAGAGAUGUUUUUUGCAUACCAAUGAAAACUCUUUUGUGUGUGCAGCCAUAUUGUCAAUGCAUGUUAUAUGAAACACUAUUUAACGAAGGAUGGGAGUCUGUAUGUUGUCUUUAUUGUUAUAUAAAUUUGUCAUUAAAUGAGUUACAUGAAAUUAAA